ACCAUAUUUAUUUCAAAGUUAAUUUUCUCUCUCUUCACCAAAGAAAUCUAGAAAACUCUCUCAUUCUCAAACAAGCCCUAGCCGCCGCCGCCGCCGCCUCCUUCAGUGUGUCUCCGGCGGUCGUUACAUUGCUCCACCAUCUUCAUCCUCUCCUUUUCAUCUGUAAUUAUACUCUAUCAAAUUUAUUUCAACUCAAAGAUGAUUUUAAAUUUCCCUACGACCAUCUUUUCGGCUAGAUCUUGACAUCCACGCACAAGCUUUUGAAAAUCCAUCACCAUAAAAAGAGUCCCCUCCAUCUUCUCUACAAAACCCAUUUAAAAAAAAAAUCAGGAACGGACAACCUUCGCCGGUGACCACCACGCCGGAGCUUGCAACCACCGCGCCGGGAAAGAGCUUACGUGUUUUCCAGAUCUGGGUCAGAAUUUUUACACAAACACUUAAACCUGGGCUAUUGUCUUCAUCAAGAUGAAUUGAGACAUAAUCUGAAAAAAAAAAACGAUCUAAACAAAUUAAACCAAGUUCUGUCGUGGAACAGAGUUAGAGUCGAUUGAGGUUGAGACGGGCUUUGCGACGAAAGUGGACUCUGUAGUGGCGAGCUAUUCCAAAGUUUCACUAUGUUUUCAGCUAGAUCUGGAACAACUAUUGCUUUUAUCAUGACUAUGCCACCAUAUUUUCUUUCGAGGAAAAUGAAAUAGCCUGCAGUUGGCCUUCUUUUAUCUGCAUAAGCCCCAGUCAAAUCACAAUACGCACCUAUUUUCUCCACACCCUUGAGUUUCACUUUCAGCUCCUUGAUAUUGGCUUUGGGUUAAGAGGCAAGGAAUGUUCCUAGCUCCUGCCAAAUUUGAUACGCAUGAUCACACCUUACCAUGGAAACAGUGAGAGGUUCUGGCAUUGAAACAAACCAUGAUACCAGAAGUUGAUCUUGAUGAUCCCAUCCCAGCUGAGCUACACGAAACUAAGAUUGCCAAUUUGCCAUUGAGUUUAUGCUUUAUACACAUAAUUAUGAGGAACUGCAUUUUCACUUGACGAAGAAGGUUGUAGCCUCUUAUUGUAAGCUAAUGCUUGAUUUCCAUGCUAAGAAAUUGGCUUCACCGAAUUUGAACAAGAAUGAGCUUAAGGAACGCAUAGCUUCAGCCUCUAUUGAAGGUCCAAAGCUCUAACACCAUAAAGAUAUCCUAAUCAAGAGAAGAAGAGAGAAUUUGCGGUUUAACAACUGGGAGUUACUUGGAACUUAGAGCCACAAACUUCCACAAAAGACCGAUUCCAGGUUUGAGAGGAAAUAAGCUUCAAUUUUCUAGCAUAAGAUUCGGUCCAAAGUAUGAAGUUUCCUGCAAACUUACUGAGUUGGCAAACGUUUCAUGUUCAUCAAAGGAACCUGAAAAGAUUAAGCCUUUGGUUAAGAUGUGUGGCAUUACAUCAGCUAAAGAUGCUGCUAUGGCGGCCGAAGCUGGAGCAAACUUUAUUGGAAUGAUUGUGUGGCCAAACUCAAAACGUUCUGUUUCACUUUCUGUUGCAAAGGAGAUAUCAAAAGUUGCAAGAGAUUAUGGAGCAGAGCCUGUUGGAGUAUUUGUGGAUGAUGAUGCAGAAACAAUAUUAAGAGCUUCUGAUGCAUCAAAUCUUGAGUUUGUGCAGCUUCAUGGAUCUGGUUCGCGGGCAGCUUUCCCAUCUUUGAUUCAGGAAAAUCGUGUAAUAUAUGUUCUCCAUGCAAAUGCUGAUGGGAGCCUUUUAAACACAAUUCCUGAUGAAGAAUGUCCUCUAGUUGAUUGGGUUCUGGUAGAUAGUGCAAAGGGUGGCAGUGGGGAAGCAUUUGAUUGGGCCCAGUUUAAAUUACCAAAAAUUAGAAGCAAAUAUGGCUGGCUCUUGGCAGGAGGGGUCAAUCCUGAGAAUGUUGGUGAGGCUUUGUCUAGUCUCAAACCUGGAGGAGUGGAUGUCAGUAGUGGCAUAUGUGCAUCAGAUGGCAUUCAGAAGGAUCAAUCAAGAAUAGCUUCCUUCAUGGAUGCAGUACAUUCUGUUCAGUACUGAGUUGCCUUAAAUUAUUGUGAACCUCAAGAAAGGUGAUUUUGUAAUUUCGAAAUAUAUCCAUUUUGUUUUCAAGUCCACUUGUAUUCCCAAAGUUCUUUUUCUCUUUAGACUGCUUUUUAGGCAUGAGAAUAUUGUAAUGCUGGCUGAUAUAUCAUAUAUGGACACAUACUUCAUUUACAAAUUUGAAUAAAAGAAUUUGAUGCUGAUAUAGUGAUACUGAUAUGAUUGAA
Messenger RNA from Medicago truncatula (barrel medic), 2252 nucleotides. Its product is annotated as N-(5'-phosphoribosyl)anthranilate isomerase 1, chloroplastic. The record is from RefSeq and is a predicted model, not a curated record. Bases 1402 to 2022 code for a protein of 206 amino acids. Gene Ontology annotation, molecular function: phosphoribosylanthranilate isomerase activity. The transcript has 7 exons. Gene Ontology annotation, biological process: L-tryptophan biosynthetic process. Lineage: Eukaryota; Viridiplantae; Streptophyta; Magnoliopsida; Fabales; Fabaceae.